UUCGAAUCGGUACUGCAGUUAGUAUUCCAUUGAUAUUGCUAUCCAAGAAACAUCGAUGGCCUCCUUCAAAACACUUGUCUUUGUGUCGCUCUUGGUUAUUGCUGCACUGGCAGUAGUUCCAAUCGCCAAAGCGCAACUUGGCGGGCUCGGUGGUCUCACGGCCGGGCUUCUUGGGCUAAUACGCAUACAAGGGACUCUGUUUUGCACGGCCAAUGGCCGUGUCAGCAAUGCUGGCGCCUCCCUUACACCAGUAUUUCCAAAUGCUACAGUCCAAUUGCAAUGUGGAUCAGGAAAUGUGGUAUCUACCGCUAUUACGAAUACCUCAGGACUCUUUUCAAUCGUGCUAGAUCCUCUCCAGUUUCUUCUGUCUUCACUAUUGUCUAAUUGCAAGCUCGUUGUUAGCACACCACUCUCCAGCUGCAACUCUAGUUUGUCUGGAACCACGAUACUCCAAUCUACCUUGCAGCUCAUUGGAACAACCCUCGCGGGCCUCCUCAGCAUCAUCAAUCUCAUUCCAGCCGGUUUCAGCCCCAUCAUUAAUUAAUAUCUAAUUAAGAAUCAUUAACAUGCAUGGCCAACUGCGCAGAAGUCUUGUUUCUUAAUCUAGAAUGAAUAAGAUCAACGAAGGAUGAAACCUUUUUGACCAGGUACCUAGCAUAUUAUGUGAAUCGAUUUGUCUUCCAAGUAUGUAAGCCAAGAUAGUUGGGAUUCAGAUUGUACAAUUCUCGCUUACACUAGUAGUAGUAUUCUCCCAAUUAGUAAUGAAGGCCAUGUAUGAAUAAUGUAAUCCAAUAAUUUGUCUUUGUGAGA
Molecule: messenger RNA, 810 nt
Organism: Rosa rugosa (rugosa rose)
Lineage: Eukaryota; Viridiplantae; Streptophyta; Magnoliopsida; Rosales; Rosaceae
Product: phylloplanin-like
Exons: 2
Coding region: 56-544 (162 amino acids)
Source: RefSeq, a predicted model, not a curated record